Molecule: messenger RNA, 1518 nt
Organism: Helobdella robusta
Lineage: Eukaryota; Metazoa; Annelida; Clitellata; Rhynchobdellida; Glossiphoniidae
Exons: 8
Coding region: 150-1247 (365 amino acids)
Biological process (GO): regulation of store-operated calcium entry
Cellular component (GO): endoplasmic reticulum membrane
Source: RefSeq, a predicted model, not a curated record
AACUUAGGUAACUGCGUAACAGAAAUUUUCAAAUGAACCUAAUCAUUUUGAUCAUGAGACUGAUGCAAUCCUAAAAUUAGUAAAAAUAGUGAAAUUUCGAAUUAAAUUUUUUUAAAUUUUUGUCCCAAUUCCGAGUAUUUCUAUUAAAAAUGAUGAAAUAUGUUUUUUUCGUUUGCUUCCUAGCCACAAUUCUUGCUUGCGUUUCAGGCCAUAAAAAAGUCCUUUUGAAAGACGUCCAAGUUGUGACACUACGUAACAAGGAGUACACAACUGGCAGAAGAAAUAAGCCCAUUCCUCAGCUACACUGCUUAGGAGGAUUUUCAGGCUGUGAGACGGUGACUCUUGAUACAGUCCAAUGCUAUAACAGAGGAUUUGAUGGCAAUGACUAUAAUUGGGAAUGCAAGGCAGACAUGCCUAAGCAUUUUAAGUUUGGCAAAAUGGAGGUCACAUGUGAAGGUUAUGAUUACCCCGAUGAUCCUUACAUUCUUGCUGGGUCCUGUGGGCUACGUUAUGAGUUGAUUGAUUUGAGUGACAAGAGUGGUCUAUUUUCACCCCCACCCGAUGCUUACGAGAAAAAAUAUUCUUCCCCAACCAGUGACUACAAGAACAGGCAUUACACCGAAAAAACGAAAGCAAAAGAUUCCUCUUCAGAAACAUCACCACUUUUCAUUUUUUGUAUUUUUGUCGGAAUCAUUGUGGUUGUUCUGUGGUACUCGAAAUCCAGACAACAAGCGCCAACUUCACAGGCGUCGGACCCCCCUGCACCCCCUCCUUACGGCUUCAGGGCUUCUCCACCCCCAUAUGAUGAUCACGUGGGCAGCCAACAACCACCCCCACCUGGAUUUAAUACCGGUUUCUCUCCUCCACCGUUCCAAUCGCCACCUUCUUACGGGUUCAAAACGAACGCGGGUAAUCAGCAGCAACAGCAGCAGCAACAACAACAGCCGCGACAACAAUCAAGCCGAAUUGGAGGAUUCUGGACAGGAGCAAGUCUCGGAGGUCUGGCUGGUUAUUUGUUUGGUUCGAGGAGGAACAGUAAUAACUACGGAGGACGUGAUUAUUACGAUUCUGGAUCGUCAUAUUUUGGAGGAUCCAGGUACAGAAAUGUCGGAAGCAGAGGUGAUGGAUGGUUUGGCAGUGGUAGUAGCGGCUGGGGUUCAGCGGCUGGUAGCACCACUACUACUACUACAUCAAGUGCUCCUAACACUGAAACAAGAUCUGGUUUUGCUGAAACUAAGAGAAGAUAGAAGACAUCACAGUGUAUUGAAAAAUCUGCUAAGCCUCUAUCUCGUUUCUUAAAUGUUUAUUUUGUUGAGAUUUAUUUAAAAUUAAUUGAUCAUAAAUUUAUUGUUUGUUUGUUUUAUGUAGUGUUUAAUUUUUACGUUUUAGUUUCAUAAGGUUUUAUACAUUUGAUUCUAAUUUAAUUUUUAUUCAUUAUUUAAUCUAAUUUAUUUUUACGAAGCUUGUAAGUGGUUUUGUCUCGUUGUUUUAUUGUUAAUAAAAGUUGAAGAGGAUGUC